GGAGGGAUCGAUAAAGCCGUGACAAGGUGUUAGCAUUCAGUCUAGCGAAGAUACCUGCAGUAGCACAAAGUUGGUCUGAGGUAAAAAAGUAAUUAGAGAGAACUGCAUUCAUAUCAUACGUAGAAGACAUUCAUUGCUAUGUACAUCUUCGUGUACCUUGUUUCUUUCUGUUGUGCAUUUGCAUUAACGAGAGUAGAUGGGAGUGCAAUGUCAACAUGCGUGAGAAACUAUGAGAAAGUUGGUUGCUACGAUGAGUAUCAUGCAAAUGUUAAAGACCUCGUUGUUUAUGAUCGUUACGGGAUAAAGUGGAACGACAUUGUCGGAUAUAUGCACCACCUAGCAUGCACUUGUGAAUCGAAAGUAAGAGCAGCAAACAAAGAAAGAGCUGUGCCUGAACAAUACGUUGGCUUUGCACUUCACUUUUGGGGGGAAUGCUACGGAAGAACACAAGCUCACAUGGAUUCAUUGGUCAGCAAAAGCAAAUCAGAACGCUGCACUGGAGACCAGACCUACACAAAAUGCUUUGACAAGAACCCAGAAUGCACUGGGCAUGCCUUUUCUGAAUUCGUUUACAAACUCAAGCUGGGGAAAGGUGAUAUUCGGAUGAAAAGGACCUGCAACGAAACGUCAGUCAAGAUUGAUUGUGACCCAGGAUCAACAGUAAUUAUAAAAGGAGCGUAUUACGGCAGAAGAACGCCAAGUAUAUGUGGGGCACCAUUAUCUGAGGGUUGGACCAAUAGCUGCCGGGAUCUAAAAGAAACAAGCAUUAGCAGUCUCUUUAAUUCUUGCUUUGGGAAAACAAGUUGCACCAUUUUGGGUUGGGCCAGUGAUCCUAAAGAUCCAUGCCCUUCAGUAAAUAAAUACAUUGAUAUUUAUUAUUUUUGUCACAGUUAAGGCACCUCUGUCGUUGCGCUGACCGAAAAACAAUUAUUUCAUGCCUUUGUUGAAUGAUGACCAGUUAAAAAUAUUUAUUGUGUAGCAUUGAGCAGCAAGAAUUAGAUAACAUUAGUAUUGUUUAUUCUACAGAGCGUCUCACAAACGA
This is a messenger RNA of Rhopilema esculentum, 1042 nucleotides long. The record is from RefSeq and is a predicted model, not a curated record. NCBI's taxonomy places the organism in Eukaryota, Metazoa, Cnidaria, Scyphozoa, Rhizostomeae, Rhizostomatidae.